CGGAGCUCCGCUCGGUGGGCGGAAGUACGACCUGAGAAAGGACCCUUGACUGGCUCACUCAUUCCGGAACUUCCUGGAUCCUGCGCGUGCAGAUAGCGUUACCUGGAGCUUGAACCGCUGCACGAGGGUAUCGGAGGACUGGUGAGAGACAAUGGCCAAGAACAAACUAAGAGGACAGAAGUCCAGGAAUGUAUUCCACAUAGCUAGCCAAAAAAGCUUUAAGGUUAAAAAUAAAGCAAAACCAGUUACCACUAAUCUGAAGAAGAUAAACAUCGUGAAUGAUGAAAAAGUUAACAGAGUGAAUAAAGCUUUUGUAGAUAUACAAAAGGAACUUGCACACUUCAUAAGAGUCCUUUCCCUUGAACCUCUGAAGAAACAGCUGAUUCCUCAGCAGUGUCAUGAAAAUGAACCAGUUAAUGUUGAUGAAGCUACAAGAUUAAUGGCUCAGUUGUAAUACACUGGUGAUGCAUCAAAUUCUCCAAAAAGACAAAUAAAUAAAAUGUUUUAUACAA
Messenger RNA from Kogia breviceps (pygmy sperm whale), 512 nucleotides. It is a transcript of the gene RBIS, whose product is annotated as ribosomal biogenesis factor. Gene Ontology annotation, cellular component: nucleolus. The record is from RefSeq and is a predicted model, not a curated record. NCBI's taxonomy places the organism in Eukaryota, Metazoa, Chordata, Mammalia, Artiodactyla, Physeteridae. Gene Ontology annotation, biological process: ribosome biogenesis.